This is a messenger RNA of Homarus americanus (American lobster), 2687 nucleotides long. RefSeq names its product proton-coupled folate transporter-like. NCBI's taxonomy places the organism in Eukaryota, Metazoa, Arthropoda, Malacostraca, Decapoda, Nephropidae. The record is from RefSeq and is a predicted model, not a curated record. Bases 180 to 2180 code for a protein of 666 amino acids. Gene Ontology annotation, molecular function: transmembrane transporter activity. Gene Ontology annotation, biological process: transmembrane transport. Gene Ontology annotation, cellular component: membrane. The transcript is spliced from 6 exons.
GAGUGCAGCAGAAACAUCACAAUAGCUGCCUCGGCCAAGUUAAUAGUGAUAUUAAAUUUAUAUUACAGUUAGUUAGAUAAAGGGGUAUAAACUUAUAGCUAACACUAAUAUAGUCAGGAACAUCACUUUUUAAGUACUGCAGCAUUGGAAAAAAUAAACUUGUAUUUUACUUGACAACAAUGAGUGAACGUCAGCAGAAGAUGGAAGGUGAUCCCAAAAAUACUAAAGGCUGGAGCUCUCGUGUGAUGAGUGUAAUGAAGAGCGUGACUGUGGAGCCGCUGAUGCUGCUCGAUGGUCUGGCCUUCUCCAACAUGCACGUGUACAUAGAGAACAUGCAGAUGGAGCGAGUGUGCCGAGUGGGCAGUGGCUUCUCCCAGCAAGUGUGCGACGACCUCAAGAGUGAUCCAGCAGCCAGUGUGGAGGUGCAGCAGAGGUACAGCGUGUUCGCCCUCUAUAAUGGCAUCAUCGCCGCCGCUCUCCCACUCUUCUUCAUCCUCUUCAUGGGCGCCUGGAGUGACAAGUAUGGGAGGAAGGUGCCACUGGUGGCAGUGCAGGUGGGUCACGUUCUCCACGCCGCAGGCUACUUGUUGGCGUCUUUGGCACCGCAGUGGCCUGCCGAAAUGCUGCUCUUGGUCACACUGCUAGACACUCUGGGAGGCGGCACCGUGUCAUUCCUGACGGCGGCCAACUCGUACAUCAGUGACGUGUCUUCAGAAGAGUCGCGCACAUCAAGAGUGGGACUGGCCAACAGCAUCUGGUUCUUGGGAGGCCCCGUCGGUACUCUGAUGGGCACUUACAUCUACACGUGGGGCGGCUACCUACCACUCUUCGCUACUUCCCUCACGCUGUCUCUGAUGGCCGUGGUGUACGUGGUCGUGUGCCUUCCUGAGAGUCACGGACCCUUCGCCAGGAAGGCCGAGGCCAACGCCCCGGGACACAAGUCCCAGGUGGAGCUGCGGGACAGUGUGGCGGUGGUGUACGGGAUGGAAGUGAAGGCAACACCCUCCUCCACAUUCCACAACACCCGCCCAACUCUCUCCAUCAUGAUCAAGGACUUCUUCAACCCGCGCCGCAUCUUUGACAGUUUCAAGUCGACUCUGAGGCAACGUGAGGGUAACACUCGAGCCCUCAUCCUUAUCCUCAUCUUCACCAGCCUCCUCAGACGAGUCACAAGAUCGCCUUACGUGUUCGCCUUCACGCGCCACGUGCUGGGCUGGGAGGCCAGCGACUACAGCCUCUGGGUUACCUACAAGAACCUCGUGGCUACUACAGGUUCCCUGGUGGCGGUGCCACUACUGAGUGGCCGUCUGGGGGUGGCAGACAAUGUGCUGGCCAUGGUGGGGGCCAUGUCCGGGGUCCUCGAGUAUGUCGUCUACGGCUGUAUCUCCGACACUCGACCAUAUUUUAUCUGGAUAGCUCCAGUAGCGGCUCUGCUGCUCAACUCCUGCACCAUCGCCCAGCGGGCCAUGAUGACCAAGUUCGUCGCCAGGGAUGAGAUCGGUAAGGUGUCUGCUGUGCUGGGAGCCCUUGACGGCCUCAUGCCCAUGGUCAACUCUGCCCUCUACACCGCCAUCUACCACGCCACCGUCAGCGUCUUCCCCUCAGCCCAUUUCUUCCUGGGAGCUUCAGCCAGCGGCCUCAUGAUCGUUUUCUUCUGCGUCAUCAUGUGUGCCGACAAGUCUGGUCAGUAUGACGUCGAAGGCGCCAAGCCCAGCAAAGCCUCAGGACCCAUCACCAACAAGUCUCUAGUGAUGAGAACCGACUCCUGGCUUGCCACCGACUCCUUGGCGCUGGCCCUAUCCACGCCCAGUCUCCCUGUCCUUCCCGACCAUUACAACAUUCACCACCACCAUAUAGAUCUCCAAAAAUUUGUGUAUCAAAAACCUGAAGCUACAGUGAAAUCUAGUUCAGGAAAUAACUCGAAUAUCAAGUCUCACAAGUUAAUACACAGUAUCAAGACUUCCCUCAGGGCAAUCAUGAGGCCAGGAGAAGCCUCGUGCCAAGAUGUAGUCACAGUACAUAAGCCUGAUGCUAGGAUGAACAUAUCAAACCUCUUCGUUAACAUCAACAACAUCACCAACCAAAUUCUCAUCCCGAAAACAACUCGUGAUUCAGUGAGAGUUGGGGAAGAAUCUCAAAAUAAUGUAAACAAAGUGGAGAAGACAUUACCCCCAGUGUGAGCUGUAAACAUACACAAGUUUUAUGUGCCAACACUUCCUGUGAUGUCAGAACAUUAUGUGACAUUAUAAUUCUGGGAUUGAUAGUACAUCAGUCUUUAUUAUUAUUUCACAUAAGCUUUACCAUUAACACUCCCGAUUCUAACCAAGUGUUAAAUGUUUGAUUGAAACAGAUUAUUCUGUUAGACGGAGUCAUGGCGAGGACUGUACUGUACUGAUCACAUCCAAGUGUGUCAAGGUCACUCCUGUUGUGUUUGUGUAUCUCUGUGCUUCAGCAGCUAAUGUCUUUAUGCUCGUCGACCCCGUCAUUCCAUGCGUUUGACAACAACUAUUAGAAUCUAAGGAAGACAGAACUUUCCUGUAUUUCGACUCGAUAAGACGAAAGUUGAGAUGUCAUGUGUUCUCAGUGUGCUACAGGGUACUAGUCUCGAGGAGGCUCUACCUUGGUUGUGUAUGUGAUGCGUGUUGUUCUUGUUUCCUAUUUUGUUUGUAGAUACAUGUAUAAUUUAU